CAAGGAAAAAAACGUGGUGGCUGUCCUGUGACGUCAGUGAAGUCACCGCCCACGUAUGCCAAUGCGGGCAUCAUGGCGGCGUUAGGUGUCAUUGUGGACAGGUUGGUCUCUGUUUGGGUGAAGCCGAAGGUCCGCCGCAGCGUCCCCUGGUUGUUUUUACUCAUCUCAAUCGUGGGCUCAGUCCUGAAAGACCUGGAGCUUGUUCCUCAGACGUAUUUCAGCAGCAGCAAAAACAUUUUUAAUGUGUAUUUUGUCAAAAUCUCCUGGGGCUGGACGCUGCUGCUCCUGACCCCCUUCCUCCUCCUCUCCAACGCCUCCGUCAGCAGAAGCGUUUCCAUCCUGGGCAGGCGGCUGCUCUCCCUGGCGGUGGCGACGGCUGUGUGGUAUGUCUGCACCGAGUCUUUCUUCUACAUCGAGGACGCGACUGGCUCGUGUUUUGAAAGCGGCGCCUCCAGCCUUUUGAAGAAGAGCUUCACGUCCAAGGCCAGCUGCAGGCGGGCGGGCUUCCACUGGCACGGGUACGACAUUUCAGGACACUCUUUUAUCCUGGCCUACUCCACGCUCCUCAUCAUGGAGGAGACGGCUCCCAUGGCCCUGGUGAGGACAGCUCGUCUGUCUGCACUCCCCGGGACGGUCCUGGCUCUGCUGUAUGUGGCCUUGAACCUGAUCGUGGUCAUGUGGGUGUGGAUGUUUGCUUGCACCUCUGUUUACUUCCAUGACACCUCACACAAGUUGCUAGGGACCAUAUGCGGGCUGCUGGGGUGGUUUCUGACUUACCGGGUUUGGUAUUUGACGCCGUGCUCGCCCGGUCUGCCCCCCCAGCUCCAGUCAAAGGAACGGAAACCACACCCCUGAGGCCAAAUCCACACUAACCUCCACGGACAGCUGCUAACCUCACAGUCCAAACAACAACACUAACCACGGCACAUCGGGGUCCAGCGCCUGCCGGGAUGCUAGAAGCUAUUUCAGGUUUACCUCUCCUGUUUGUUCCUGAGGGACAGGCAGCUGUCCUCCCAGAACGACUUCCUGUAAUAAAAGCCAGACCCCCCCACAGUCUGAAGGCGCACCGCCAAGACGAAUCUGUUGGAAAGUUCGGUCCGUUCUAAAGCAGCUGAUGGGGGCGGGGCCUGAUUGGACUGAAGAGUUUCCUGAUAGUUUCCAAAAAUUAGAUGAGUUUUUGUUUUAAAUGAUGGAACCGUGUUGUGAUUAAUAGAACACGCAAGUCACAGUUUAGCCCUUCAUGACACUGAUACUCAGUUCUAUUAAGCUUACAGCAUUAAAACAGCCGUUUAACUUGAAUUAGUAGCUUUCCUCUUGGCCUUAUUUGUCACAUUCUUGCUACUUUUACUACCUUUGUCCAUAUCUGCUUAUUUAUUUACAGAAACAUUACCAGAAGUGUUUGUGGAUUCAAAACAAAACCUGUUGAAAAAAAGAAAAA
Oryzias latipes (Japanese medaka) is the source of this 1438-nucleotide messenger RNA. RefSeq names its product fat storage inducing transmembrane protein 2 (gene fitm2). The record is from RefSeq and is a predicted model, not a curated record. NCBI's taxonomy places the organism in Eukaryota, Metazoa, Chordata, Actinopteri, Beloniformes, Adrianichthyidae. Gene Ontology annotation, molecular function: coenzyme A diphosphatase activity. Gene Ontology annotation, cellular component: endoplasmic reticulum membrane. Gene Ontology annotation, biological process: lipid droplet organization; phospholipid biosynthetic process; lipid storage.